Lodderomyces theae is the source of this 2070-nucleotide messenger RNA. RefSeq lists its product as uncharacterized. Lineage: Eukaryota; Fungi; Ascomycota; Pichiomycetes; Serinales; Debaryomycetaceae. The coding region runs from base 1 to 2070 and encodes 689 amino acids. The transcript has a single exon. The record is from RefSeq and is a predicted model, not a curated record. Gene Ontology annotation, biological process: intra-Golgi vesicle-mediated transport. Gene Ontology annotation, cellular component: Golgi membrane.
AUGAUGACAGACGACAACAACACGAGCAAAACUACUCCCAACGUGUUUGAGCAUGCUUUACAAACAUGGAUUGAAAUAGACUUACCAAAUUUGCAAAAAAGACUUGAUGAACAAGGGUUAGAAAUCAAAGAGGAUCAGAAAACGUCGGUCCUAAGCCGAAAGAACUUAGCCACAAAGACUAAAGAAUUUAGAAAGUUGGAGGACGCAGAUAAGCUCGAGCAGAUCAAACCACUUUUGAAAUUAUACCAAAAUGAAAUUGAUAGUCUAACUAACAAGGGCAAAAACGUUGAGAAUCACUUUUUCGGUGUGUAUCGAGUGAUAGCAGAAGCACCGGAUCCACGCCCAUUGUUGGAAAUGUCACUAGAUUCGGUGAUUGAGAGUAAAGAUGCGGCUAAGCUUAGAAGUGAAGUAACAAGGUUGGAACAGGAGUUGGCUAAAAAGGCCGAUUAUGAUCAGUUGAAACAACGCUUACUUUCCAAUGAACAAAAAUCGGCUGAGCUUUUGAGUAAUCGAAUAAAAGCUAAGGAGAAUGAGUUUAAAGCGAUGUUGGAGGAGAAGGAAAAGAAUUGGAAAGAAAAGGAGAGCCAGUUUGAAGAUAAGUUGCUAACAGCGCAGAAACAAAUUGAAGAAUUAAGAGCUUUCAAGGAGGUUUCGGAUCUUCAAUUGGAUAACCAGAAUAGAAAUAGUGCUAGUAAAGAGUUGCCAUCUGCCUCAGUACUAGCGGAACUCGAUAUGGUGAGAAGGGAUGCUGAGCUGGCAAAGAAGAGGAUUUUCGAUCUCGAAAAGAGGAAUGAGGAUUUGAGACGAGAAAUAUCAAAGUCCAAGAACGAUAAUGACGCUGAUGUUGUACGUAAUGAGUGUGAUAAGAAAGUACAAGAAGUUGAAAGCGAAAAUGUGCUACUUGUUGCUAGUUUGGAUCAGGUGCGAAAGCAAUUGACCGAAGCUUCCAAGGGGUAUGAAACAAAGAUUGAGUCUAUAAAUAGAGAGAACUCACAAAUGAGUCAAGAAAUCAAGAAUUUGAAACUGAGACUAAGCAAGACAUCCGAUUACGAGGAGAUAAAACUGGAACUUCAUUUGCUUCGUCAAAUUGAGUUUGGGCAGGGUGAUGAAGAAGAUGAUAAUAGUGAACUCGGUCAGAGUGUAAAGUUGGAUUCGAUGGUGAUUGAAAGAAACAAAGUCAUGACACAAGAGUUGGCGCAGUAUAGAUCACAGCAUAAUGAUUUGGUAACCAAAAUUGACUAUCUUCAAAGUCAAGUUGACGCUUCUGCUCAAACUAUAGCCUCAUUGAAACACUUGAACGAGAAGUUGGAGAAUGAUUUAGCAGAUUUGCAAGAAUCAAAUGGCUCCAAUAGAUUCAAUGAUAAUGCAAGUUUGAUUUCAGGUAUGAGCCGAUUCACAAGACCAUCGCAUCUUCGAAGUGGUAGUAUAAUAUCUGGCAUGACGGGAGAUAAUAAAGGUGUUAAUGGUUCUGACGAAUCUUCAAUUUUGCCCAUCAUUACAAAACAAAGGGAUAGGUUUAGGGAAAAGAAUAAUGAACUCGAAGAUGAGCUUCGCAAACUGCAAAACAAGGUCAAUGAACUCAAACGUCAAGUCAACUCAUUGAAACAAGAUAAUGAAGAAUUGUACGAACGUGGGAGAUACUUGGCCUCUUUCCAAACACCAGGGACUAAAAAUAUCACCACUACUGCAUCAGGAAGGAAAUUUCUCAACCCGAAGCCAAAUGUCGAUUUAGAGCGCAAUGAUGGCGAGUAUCAACGCAAUUACGAAAGAAAAUUGCACCCUAUUGAACAAUUCCGAAUUAGAGAACAAGAGAGAAUCAGUUCACGAUUAUCACCGUUGGAGAGAUUGUUUAUAUCGUUAACGAGAGCUAUCUUGGCAACGAGAUUAACUCGAAUGGUGUUUUUUGCGUAUUGUUUGGGCCUUCAUAUAAUUGUCAUGUUUAUUACGAUUUACGCCAUGAACAUACACACCUCGUUGAUUCCGGAGGUGGGGUUGAAUAGCAGCACUGGUGGUGUUACUACAAGUAGUGUGGGAUCUUCUCAAAUGGUUGAGAAUGGCGGAGUCGUUUAA